This is a messenger RNA of Hylaeus anthracinus, 1983 nucleotides long. RefSeq lists its product as uncharacterized. Gene Ontology annotation, biological process: lipid metabolic process. NCBI's taxonomy places the organism in Eukaryota, Metazoa, Arthropoda, Insecta, Hymenoptera, Colletidae. The transcript is spliced from 6 exons. The record is from RefSeq and is a predicted model, not a curated record. Gene Ontology annotation, molecular function: lipase activity. The coding region runs from base 1 to 1983 and encodes 660 amino acids.
AUGGAGUUUAUAAUAAACCUAGGCGCACAUUUUCCCCUGAAUCUGUUCGUGUUUGAUGACUACAAUAGGCCUGUUCAGUUAGAUUUAAGUUUAACUUCCGAAGAAGCUCUGCGAGAUACAGAAAGCGCAAUAAAAGAGGAUGUAACCUUCUACUUGUACACAAAUUUAAACCCGAUUCUUCCUCAGUUGUUGUUCGUCAAUGACACCUGGACUUUUGAAUUUAGCCUGUUCAAUAUGCAGAAUCCAACGGUAUUCGUCGCGCACGGAUGGUCAAAUUCUCACUUGAAUCCCGCCUGCACUCAAGUUAAGGACGCUUAUCUCAAACAUGGCGAGUAUAACGUUAUACUGGUGGACUGGUCACCUAUUACUAAGAACUCGUAUCCUUUUGCCUGUAAUCGAGUUGUAAUGGUCGGCAAACAUGUUUCCUCUAUGAUCGAUUUCAUCGAGGAUCAAGGAGUGGAUGUAUCUAAGAUGACCACAGUGGGCCAUUCCCUAGGUGCUCAUGUUGCUGGUUUGGCAGCCUAUUACGCCAGAAGCAAAGUGGAUUACGUCGUUGGUUUGGAUCCAGCUUUGCCAGGAUUCGAGAACGUCGGACCUGGAUCCAGGAUCUCGAAAAAGGACGGUAAAUACGUAAUGAUCAUCCACACUGCCGGCGCUACUCUCGGUAUGGUCGCUCCGAUUGGUCACGUCGACUUUUACCCAAACGGUGGUUACACUCAACCAGGCUGCACGGUUGAUUUCAUAGACGCGUGUUCGCACUACCGAGCGCCUAAAUAUUUCGCGGAGUCCAUUAACAGUAAAGUAGGCUUCUUGGGGCAGAAAUGUAGCAGUUACAAGAAUUUCAAGAAUCGCAAAUGCAAGUCGAAACCCGUUGCUUAUAUGGGCACUGCCGAGCCGAAUUUCAAGAUCAGGGGCGUGUACUAUUUGAAGACAGCCAGUGAAUCUCCUUUUGCUUUGCCAUUUUCGCGUAUCCCGGUGCCUGAUGUUAGCCAAGAAGCUAUUGAUCCUCUCCUUAAGGUUGCGAUAUACACAAUUGCACGAGCAGACCAAAGAUUGUUAAUGUUGGACGACAAUCAGAAUCUAGUUCCCUUAGAUUUGAGCUUGAAGUACCCAGAAACUGUAGAAGAAACUCAGAGGGAACUGCCAAACCAUGUCAUCUUCAAUUUGUACACGAGAGUAACGCCAGAGACACCUCAGAUACUGCGCGUCAAUGACACUAUUUCCUUGAAGAAUAGCUGUUUCAGUCCGAAGAGACCAACGAUCAUUGCCACACAUGGAUGGAUAAACUCUCAUAACAAUCCUAGUUGCACCGAGAUUCGAGAUGCUUAUCUUAAACACGGCGACUACAAUGUCAUCCUGGUAGACUGGUCAUAUAUAUCGAUGAAACCGUAUGCGUGGGCUCGUAGUCGAGUCCCAAUGGUCAGCAAAUACGUCUCCGCCUUCAUCAAUUUCCUCGUGGAGCACGGAUUAGAUGUGUCUAAGUUGACCGUAGCUGGCCACUCUCUUGGUGGUCAAGUUGCCGGAUUGGCAUCCCAUUACGCGAAGCACAAAGCGAAAUUGGUCAUAAGUUUGGAUCCAGCCCUUCCGCUUUUCGAGAAAAGCGGACCGGGAGAGAGGGUUUCCCGUGGGGACGCAGAAUACGUAAUGGUCAUCCAUACAGCUGCAGGAUUAUAUGGCUACGACGUUCCGCUUGGUGACAUCGACUUUUAUCCAAACGGUGGCACCGAUCAAUUAGGCUGUACGGCUGCUACGCUCGGCUUCUGCUCGCAUUUCCGUGCCCCUUAUUACUUCGCGGAGUCUAUUAAUAGCGAAAGAGGCUUCUGGGGGGUGAAGUGUGACAAUUACGAAGACUACAGAGCGGGUAAAUGCAAGUCGAAUCCCGUCGCUCUCAUGGGCGGCGUUAAACCGAAUUUCGAAGCCAGAGGCACCUACUACCUGGACACUGCCCCUGCUCCUCCAUUCGCACUAGGCCCCGUAUCGUAG